AUGGAACAUGUUGAACUGAAACAUUAUCUACUUAUACUAACCACUGCGUCACUACCGCUGAAUUACAUCGCUGCUCUACCGGGUGCAGUGACGCAUGCCAUGCGGGUUAUAGUCUGGCUAAGUUGCAUUCUCCUCACCCAACAGACAACAGGCCGGACACUCUCUCUCUCGCGACGACUUGGAUUGAAGUCCAAACGGCGAGAAGGACUGACCUCACCAAAGGAAGCUUUUCCGAAGGAAGCUACGCCAUCAGCUGAUGAUAGUAUUGACGGCUUGUCGACUAAAACCAAGAAAAAGGGACUCAAGUUAUCGAUCCCUAACCCAGUGAAGAAGCUGCUUAAGAAGAGUGCAGGAUCUCUGAAAAAAAGCAGUCGAUCGUUGAAAUCCGCACUUUCCCCCAGGAAGAGGAAAAUUAUCGAAGACCAACUGAGCCCAGACGACCGACAUCUCGACGACCUAUCUGGGAACUUGGGUCCACCCGAACUGAGCCAGGCCGCUGCGCUAGAUGGGGCCGCUGGACCAGACCAGACCGCUGAAAUAGAACAGGCAGUUGAACAAGACCAGCAGACGGCUGAACAAGACCAGCAGACGGUUGAACAAGACCAGCAGAUGGUUGAACAAGACCAGCAGAUGGUUGAACAAGACCAGCAGAUGGUUGAACAAGACCAGGCGGUUGAACAAGACCAGGCGGUUGAAUCAGGACAGGACGAAGGGUCCGAAUCUGGAGCUACCGCAGCCGGGGCAAAUGCAGAAGUCGAGAGCGAAACGCAGACCCAACCACUACCAACGAAAGCUCGGGUCAAACGAAAAGGAAGUCGCGGUCCGUUUUCAGCAGAGGCUCGGGAAACCGCGCGCGAGAUAAUUCAGUGUCGGCGAGAUCAGCGACUGUGUUGA
This is a messenger RNA of Gregarina niphandrodes, 894 nucleotides long. RefSeq names its product putative transmembrane protein. The record is from RefSeq and is a predicted model, not a curated record. Bases 1 to 894 code for a protein of 297 amino acids. NCBI's taxonomy places the organism in Eukaryota, Apicomplexa, Conoidasida, Eugregarinorida, Gregarinidae. The transcript has a single exon.